Aptenodytes forsteri (emperor penguin) is the source of this 1520-nucleotide messenger RNA. RefSeq names its product ATPase H+ transporting V1 subunit B2 (gene ATP6V1B2). Gene Ontology annotation, molecular function: ATP binding; proton-transporting ATPase activity, rotational mechanism. The record is from RefSeq and is a predicted model, not a curated record. The transcript has 14 exons. NCBI's taxonomy places the organism in Eukaryota, Metazoa, Chordata, Aves, Sphenisciformes, Spheniscidae. Bases 1 to 1416 code for a protein of 471 amino acids. Gene Ontology annotation, biological process: proton transmembrane transport; ATP metabolic process. Gene Ontology annotation, cellular component: proton-transporting V-type ATPase, V1 domain.
AUGCAUGGGUCAGCUUAUAAAACUGUGUCGGGUGUGAAUGGUCCCCUGGUUAUCUUGGAUCAGGUUAAGUUUCCUAGGUACGCAGAGAUUGUCCACUUGACUCUUCCUGAUGGCACAAGAAGAAGUGGGCAGGUUCUGGAAGUCAGUGGCUCCAAAGCUGUGGUUCAGGUAUUUGAAGGAACUUCAGGUAUUGAUGCUAAGAAAACGUCUUGUGAGUUUACCGGGGAUAUUCUUCGAACCCCUGUCUCUGAGGAUAUGCUUGGCAGAGUAUUUAAUGGAUCAGGAAAACCUAUAGACAGAGGCCCCAUUGUUUUGGCUGAAGAUUUCCUUGACAUAAUGGGUCAGCCAAUCAAUCCCCAGUGUCGUAUUUAUCCAGAAGAAAUGAUUCAGACUGGCAUUUCUGCUAUAGAUGGUAUGAACAGUAUUGCCAGGGGGCAGAAAAUCCCCAUAUUCUCAGCUGCUGGCUUGCCCCACAAUGAGAUUGCAGCUCAGAUAUGUCGCCAAGCUGGCUUGGUGAAGAAAUCCAAAGAUGUGAUGGACUACAGUGAAGAAAACUUUGCCAUUGUGUUUGCUGCUAUGGGUGUGAACAUGGAAACUGCUCGGUUCUUCAAAUCAGACUUUGAGGAAAAUGGGUCCAUGGACAAUGUGUGUCUGUUCCUGAAUUUGGCCAAUGAUCCAACCAUUGAACGCAUUAUCACACCUCGUCUAGCUCUAACAACAGCGGAGUUCUUGGCAUAUCAGUGUGAGAAGCAUGUGUUGGUCAUUCUGACAGAUAUGAGCUCCUAUGCUGAAGCUCUGCGAGAGGUUUCAGCAGCUAGAGAGGAAGUGCCAGGCCGUCGUGGCUUCCCAGGUUACAUGUACACUGACUUGGCUACUAUAUAUGAGCGUGCUGGGCGUGUGGAAGGCAGAAAUGGUUCCAUUACUCAGAUUCCCAUUCUUACCAUGCCCAAUGAUGAUAUUACUCAUCCUAUUCCUGACUUGACUGGAUACAUCACUGAGGGACAAAUCUAUGUGGAUAGGCAGCUGCAUAACAGACAGAUUUACCCACCUAUUAAUGUCUUGCCCUCCUUGUCUCGACUGAUGAAGUCAGCUAUUGGAGAGGGUAUGACCAGGAAGGAUCAUGCAGAUGUAUCCAACCAGCUGUAUGCCUGCUAUGCUAUCGGAAAGGAUGUACAGGCUAUGAAGGCUGUAGUUGGUGAGGAAGCUCUUACCUCAGACGAUCUUCUUUAUCUGGAGUUCCUGCAGAAGUUUGAGAAGAACUUCAUUGCUCAGGGUCCUUAUGAAAAUCGCACUGUUUACGAGACCUUGGACAUCGGAUGGCAGCUCUUGCGAAUCUUCCCCAAGGAGAUGUUGAAGAGAAUUCCUCAGUCAACACUGGCUGAAUUCUAUCCUCGAGAUUCGACUGCAAAACACUAGCUACAGCUUCGUCUCCAACUCCUUGCUCUGUGAAAUGCUGUUUGUUUUCUUUUUUCAUGUGUUGGUGUUUACUUGUCGCCCUUACAAUUAAAACCAAGAAUAGG